AUUCUAAAAAAAAAGUUGUGUAUGGUCAAUCAAAUGCGGUUUUUUUUGGCUAAACGCAUUGGAUGCAAAGACGCACUGCAUUAAUAUCACUUGUUCUCCUUGUUUUAAUGCAGGAUCAUUCAUGCAUUCGAUAAAGAUAGCCUUAAGUGUGGUCUGAAAUCUUGUACAUUAAAGUGGGACGGAUUUUAAACCUGGAUUGAAACUGAGAUUGCCAACCAAGCCGUGCGUAAUGCCAGAUCACAGAGCGGGGAUGGAGAAAAGAAAAGCAGCAGCUUGAAUGAGCCUCGUGCAGCCUGAUGUUGAAGGUUCAGAAACCUACACUCUGACAACCUUCUUCCAAUAUCGUCCCUCACGCCGAAACCGUUUCCAUGCACAUGGAUGCUGCGCGCUGUGAGUAGACCUGGUUUUGCGUAUUUGCGUAUUUGCGUAUUUGGAGGCUAGCGCGCCCCCGGACACGGUUCCUCGCGAUGCGUGCUCUUGCGACGUUCGGGUCCCUGCUCGCGCUGUGUGUGAUCUCGGCGCGCGGAUGCCAGCUUCCCCAUGACUGGAGACCGCAGACGGAAGCGUGCCGCGCCGAGCUGGCGGAGAUCAUCGUGUUCGCCAGGGUGCUCGCGGUGCACGAGGACGCGCACGGCGGCGCGUACAACUACCUGCCGUGGCAACACGAAGCUGGACUUUUCUUCUCGGCUGAGAUCGAGCUGCAAUGCGACCAGGCGUGGGGCAGCAUGCUGGAGGUCCCCGCCGGCUCGCGCUUCAACGUCACCGGCCUCGGCUACUUUCCAUGUUACUCGUACAGCGUGGUGGAGAACAACAACUACUACUUCUUCUUGAGGAUGGAUGAAAAUUACAACAUCAUCCCUCACGGAGUAAACUUUCAGGACCCCAUCUUUCCCGACACGCCGGAAAACCACCGCAUGUUUGCCAGCCUCUUCCAGUUCUCCAACUGCACAGCCGGGGCGCAGGUCCACACGUACACCCCCGAGUGGGAGGCGCAGGAGGACAGCCGGCUCCUGUGCUCCACGGUGCAGAAAGCUCUCUUUGAGGAAGAGGAGAAGGUUAAAACGCUUUCUCAGAAGGUUAAGGUUCUCGAGAAAGCCAACAACCACCUGAGGGACAAAGUGAAGAACCUGAAGCGUUUGCUGAGGCUGGCCAAACGGGAGACCAAGGAUCAGACGGUGCUUCUCAAACAUCUUCAUGAGCCUGAUCCAGAGCUUCCACAUAAACAGCAAGAUACUACCCCAGUCCAGAAAGCUGGUAAUGGGAAGAUCCUGCCUAGGAAGCUAAAAAACUAGAAAAUUUUGUCUCAUUGCUUCCAAGCUGGGGAAUUUUGCCUAAGUACUGCUGGCUACACAGAUGUAGGUCUGUGUAUCCAUAAAGUUUCCAUAGACUAGUAUGAUAAUGGAUGUAAUAUGAAAGGUCAUGGGCUAUGUAUGUACGUCAGGAUAAACAGAGAAAGGAAAAGAUCCAAAGAAUAUGCAUGUGCAUCAGGCUAGUACGUCAUGACAAGUAAUGUUAAUUAUCAAUGAAUGAAUAUUUACCAGUCAAUUUUUCCAGAUCCACAUAGGAGACAUAUUACCAGGAAACUGCCAAAACACAGUGUCAGACAUUUGCAGAUUCGAUCAUGGUUAGAGAUCAGCGUCUUCAGAGCGAGAAUCAGAACAAAGCAAUAAAAAUCAAAGUCAAAGUCAAGAGUUUUACUGUCAUUCAGCCAGGUAACAGGGUGCAAAGCAGUAUGAAAUAGUAUUCCUCCAAAAGCUCCAAUGUGCAGUUGAAACACAUAACAGUCAACAGCCAAGAGAGGUAACAAAUAAAAAAACAGACAGCAAACUAGACAGUAACGAAAACAAUGCACAUAGAUGGCACAAUAGACACAAAAAUAUGACAUAUGAGAAAUAUUAACCAGUGGAUUAUGAAGUAUCCUAUCCAUUAUAUAAGUCAAUGAGAAAACACUCCAGUUCAAGUAAGAUAAUUUUGAAAGUUAGGGCUAGGGCUAGGGUUCAGACUCUCAGCCAUUUUCCAGUAGACAGCCAUCAGACUGAUGUUAUACCUUCUAGUUCUGCAUUUAUGAAUGUCAAUUUCCACAAUAUUUUACUAUGUAAGGUUAAAAUAGAACUGUAUUUCUGUAUAUUCUUGAUACGUGGUGCUUUUGACAACUCUGGAAUGUUACACUACACUCUUUCCAAAGGUCUUUCAACAGUUCUUCUAUGAUUCCAAUCUGUUUAGUGUUUCUUAUACUUCUGAGUAAAAUAGUUGAACUUUUUCUUCUUUUCUUUUUUUUUAGAUAUGCAAUUAGGGUGCUGAGCACUCCAUAAAUAGAACCACUACUCGGUAUGGCUUAUCAUAAGGACACAUUUUAGUAUUUAGUGAACUGACAAUUUUCUUUGAAAAAAAAAAUAUGAAUUUGUAAACAAUAUUGUUUUUCAUGUAUGUUUAACAUAUUCGUAAGCUUUUAUGUAUGUUAUUAAAAUGUAAAACAUUUUUUACUCAGUUGUAUGUAACUGCCUAAUGUAGAGCUAACAGCUUUUACACCACACCAGCAGGAACUUGUUUUGCAGGCAAUAAAUAGGACUAUAAAUUAA
Molecule: messenger RNA, 2579 nt
Organism: Silurus meridionalis
Lineage: Eukaryota; Metazoa; Chordata; Actinopteri; Siluriformes; Siluridae
Gene: ccdc3b
Product: coiled-coil domain containing 3b
Exons: 3
Coding region: 468-1292 (274 amino acids)
Biological process (GO): negative regulation of gene expression
Cellular component (GO): extracellular region
Source: RefSeq, a predicted model, not a curated record